AACAGAAACUGAUCUGAGUAGUCGUUCAUCACUCGUUAACAAAAAAGGAGAACUAUUUUCUCACGGCGGAGGAGCGCUCGUAAUCAAACGCGCAAUCGCAACGGCCUGUGACGCACGGCGAUUGUUGUCGCGGUCGCGAGAGUGACAUCGAAAAUCGCGUUCGUGUCAAUUCUACGCCCGUGAGACUCGUAUCACGGAGAAGUAAAUCAGAAAGAGAUAGAAAAGGAGUGUUCGCACGUGUGUAAACGAAAGGGCGAGCUACGGAGGAACGCAAGUGAAGGCACGAAGAAGAGCGUCGUCGCCGUCGUCAUUGUGUCGCGCGACCCGCUCGCAGACGAGGGACAAUGAAGUUCCAGUACAAAGAGGAACAUCCGUUCGAGAAGAGGAAGGCCGAGGGUGAGAAGAUCCGACGGAAAUAUCCCGAUCGGGUGCCCGUGAUAGUUGAAAAGGCACCUAAAGCAAAGAUCAGUGAUCUGGACAAGCAAAAGUAUUUGGUACCUUCUGAUUUGACUGUCGGUCAAUUUUAUUUUUUAAUUCGUAAGAGGAUUCAUUUACGUCCUGAAGAUGCCCUAUUCUUCUUCGUAAACAACAUCAUUCCUCCAACAAGCGCUACCAUGGGUUCCCUUUAUGCGGAACAUCACGAAGAGGAUUUCUUCCUAUACAUAGCGUAUAGCGAUGAAAAUGUAUACGGUCACUAAACCCCCAGGAUGAGCAAAUUGCCAAAACAGCAAGGGAUUCAACAACAAAAAUCUACCAUCUACCAACGUAGUCCUCAUAGAGACGCUUUCGAAAACCGAGCAUACAAAAUUACAUCUAUCGAUAUACUUUGUGUGAAAUUUUAUCUUGAUAUUGUAUAUUCGCUUCCAUAAAUCUACACAACCAUAUUCUUGGAUGAUAAAAGAUGCUUGUCGAUUCCAUUUUUUUUGUUCUAUCAUCUAAGAGGGCUUAGUUCACGUAUUAUGUAAGAACUAAUUUGAGCAAAUUUAUGUGAUCAUGUAAUAUCUAGCCUGGCCACCUAUAAAAAAAAAUAAGAAAAAACCAAAAAAAAUCUGCAUCAUCGUUAACAUUCUCACACAUUAUGUUCUUCAUUGCACGUUACAAUCAUAAUGGUUUUUUCUUUUUUUUAGACUAGCACCUAUAUCGUACUGUAUCAUUAUAAAUUUAAAGUAUGGUAUAGACGGAAAAUCAUUAUAUACGUGAUAUCAUUUUCAAUAAUAUAUAUUAGAUUAAUGUUGUAUUAUACAUAAUUUUGACGUUAUUUAAUUAAAAGAACGAAGAGAAAUUGUUGGAUGCGAGCGAGAAAAAUUUUCUGUAAUCUCGAAAAUGUAAGGCCAAUAAAAAAAAGUUAAAAUCGUGAAAA
Molecule: messenger RNA, 1360 nt
Organism: Atta colombica
Lineage: Eukaryota; Metazoa; Arthropoda; Insecta; Hymenoptera; Formicidae
Gene: Atg8a
Product: gamma-aminobutyric acid receptor-associated protein
Exons: 3
Coding region: 345-698 (117 amino acids)
Biological process (GO): autophagy of mitochondrion; macroautophagy; cellular response to nitrogen starvation
Cellular component (GO): cytosol; autophagosome; autophagosome membrane
Molecular function (GO): GABA receptor binding; ubiquitin protein ligase binding
Source: RefSeq, a predicted model, not a curated record